AUGGCAAAUAUUCGACAAAGCUCUGCGGCACCUUUUCGAGUUCCUAGACCAACCCUCCAUUCAAAUGUGGAGGAAAUAAGCUCAACCCAAGUGGAUCCUAAUUCUAGGAAUCGUCAAAUACGUUGGAGUGAUGCAAUGGACGGUUGUAUGAUAACUGCACUACUGCAUGAAGUGUUGUCUAGUCACAAAAGAAGUGACAAUGGCUUUUCAUCAUAUCAUUUGUCCAAAGCAAUCAAGAGCGUGCACAAUGGAUGCAGAGUCAUGGUGUUUGAUAAGAAUGUGAGGGCGCGAUUGAAAACUCUGAAAAAAGAAUAUGUUGAAGUUCGUCAGUUGUUAAGCAUGAGUGGUUUUGGGUUAGAUCCUCACACUGGACGUGUCACAACCAAUGUACUAGCUUGGGAGGAGUUGUUGAAGAGCAAACCAGAAUUUGAAAAGUGGAGGACCAAAUUUUGUUCUCGUUAUGAUGAUUUGGAGGCUAUCUUUGGAAAUGAUUAUGCUACAGGAGAUCGCGCUAUAACCGACAAUGACAUUUUAUCCCCCGAUCAUGAUGAAAAUGUGCAUGAAGUUGAUAGUCAAAAUGAGGAUACGGAUCCAAGCCCCAUUCGCGCUCCUAAGCGUAAUGCAGAAGGAGGAGCUAACAAAGUUCACCGUCGCCGUACCCAACCUAAUGAUGAGAGUCUCGUUGCCCUAUCAAGCAUUGCCUAA
Molecule: messenger RNA, 705 nt
Organism: Olea europaea var. sylvestris
Lineage: Eukaryota; Viridiplantae; Streptophyta; Magnoliopsida; Lamiales; Oleaceae
Exons: 3
Coding region: 1-705 (234 amino acids)
Source: RefSeq, a predicted model, not a curated record